CUGCUCCGGAGGAUCGAUCGAUCGAUGAGCACUCGCUUUGAUUCGAUCAAUCGAUUGAUCGAGCUAUAGGUAGCCAAUUACAAGCUAAUUAAAGCAGUAACCGUAUUAGAUCGUCGAUGGAGAUGACGAUGUCGUCGGCGGCGACGUCGCUGCCGCCGGGGUUCCGGUUCCACCCGACGGACGAGGAGCUGAUCCUGCACUACCUCCGCAGCCGCGCCACCGCCGGGCAGUGCCCCGUCCCCAUCAUCGCCGACGUCGACAUCUACAAGUUCGAUCCAUGGGACCUGCCAUCGAAGGCGGUGUACGGGGAGAGUGAGUGGUAUUUCUUCAGCCCGCGAGACCGCAAGUACCCCAACGGAAUCCGGCCGAACCGCGCCGCCGGGUCGGGGUACUGGAAGGCGACGGGAACCGACAAGCCCAUCCACGACAGCGCCACCGGCGAGAGCGUCGGCGUCAAGAAGGCCCUCGUCUUCUACCGCGGCCGCCCUCCCAAGGGCACCAAGACCAGCUGGAUCAUGCACGAGUACCGCCUCGCCGCCGACCCUCUCGCCGCCGCCGCAAACACCUACAAGCCCUCCUCCUCCUCCCGAUUCCGCAACGUCUCCAUGAGGCUGGACGACUGGGUGCUCUGCCGGAUCUACAAGAAGUCCGGCCAGGCGUCGCCGAUGAUGCCGCCGCUCGCCGCCGACUACGACCACGACGAGCCGUCCGGAGUCCUUGACGACGCCUACAGCUUCUACGCGCCGCCGAUGAUCAGCACCACGCUCAUCCCCAAGCUCCCCAAGAUCCCCUCCAUCUCCGAGCUCUUCGACGAGCACGCGCUCGCCCAGAUCUUCGACGCCGCCGCCGACCCGCCGGCCGACCACCAUCAGCAUGCCCUCGCCGUCCACCCCUCCCUGAACCAGCUCCUCGGCGUCGGCGACAACUUCCUCGCGGAGUGCUACCCGUCGACGGCGUCCACGGCCACCGUUGCCGGCGGCAAGCGCAAGGCGAGCCCGGCCGGAGACUACGCCGGCGGCGGCCACACGCCGGCGAAGAGGCUCAACGGCUCAUGCUUCGACGUGGCGCCGCAGUCCGUGGUGGGCGGCUUGCAAGCGACGCCGUCGUCAGUCCUCGCCGGACUCAACCACCAGAUGCUUCCUCCUCAGCUAUUCUGAAUAUAUUCUUAACUAGCUUAAUUAAUGGCCAUGGAAAUCGAUCAAACGCAGUCGAUCGAAUUUACGGAUGCUACGUACUGGCAUGAACAAUCUUGCCGACGAUAUUAAGAUCGGAUGGAAGCAUGGACGACGAUGAUGAUUGGGGUACGGUAUAGAAUUAUUGUAGUAUUGAACAAUUAGGCAUUUGUAUGCGAUUUUUUCUCCUACGUAUUCAUUUCAGGCACAGUGCAAAAGCAAGCUGGAGCCUUGAUAGUACUUUACACCGUAGAGAGGGAAUGUUGUACAAUUAAAGAUUACUAGAUAUACAGAACAAUAAUACUUUACUGUAGCCAAUUGAUAUACUACUAGUAUACAGGAUUGUAGAAGAUAUCAAAUGCAAUAGAUUCUGGCUCUGAUCUGGGAAAUGGAAAUUGCAUGGAUGUGUUA
Oryza sativa Japonica Group (Japanese rice) is the source of this 1583-nucleotide messenger RNA. Its product is annotated as NAC domain-containing protein 58-like. Gene Ontology annotation, molecular function: DNA binding. The record is from RefSeq and is a predicted model, not a curated record. Gene Ontology annotation, biological process: regulation of DNA-templated transcription. NCBI's taxonomy places the organism in Eukaryota, Viridiplantae, Streptophyta, Magnoliopsida, Poales, Poaceae.